AUGAACCACGUCGCUCUCCUUAUUGUUGUUCUCCAGCUUUGCGGAACCAACGUGGAAGGAAAGUUUGUGGAUGCAACUGUAAAACUUACUGAGAAGGUGAAACUGGAAUGCAUAUAUCCAAACAAAGCCGUGAUAAUCCAGACAUCCUGGAUGAAACUUAAUGUAACUCAUAAAGAAAAUAUAGCUGUCUUGCAUCCAAUUUAUGGGAUACAUAUAGAAGACAAAUACAGUGGAAGAAUUUAUUUUGAAAAUGCUUCCAGGGAAGACAAGUCCUUAUCCUUCAUCAAGAGCACUUUGGAGGAUGUUGGUCUUUACUUUUGCUCCAUUGUAACAUACCCAGAUGGAGUUUGGGAAAAGGUAAUAGAAAUUAUUCAGCCAGCUGAUGCUUUUGAAGUAUCUGAGAAACAAAAUAAUCCUGUGUUUACCAAGCCAGGAGGAAAUGUCACUUUUACUUGCCCCUAUAAAAUUGGAGAUUCAGUCCAGCAAGUGAUGUGGGAAAGGAUUAAAGCAGAUCAGGUAGAUACCAUUGCUCUGUGCAGCUCAUCAGGAGAGCAAAGCCUUCGUUCAGAUUUCAAAGAGCGUACACUGGUGGAUUGCUCUGAUCAGGCAAACUCGAUGAUCGUCAUUCAAAACAUUACCGCCUCUGACUUUGCAACGUACCGCUGCGUAGCUACUGGAAGAAACAAAACCUAUGUGAUGAGUUUUACUGUGGCUGCAACUUGGGAUCUCAAAUGGUUUAUCAUCUACAUAGCUGGAGGAAUUUCUGCUGCUGUCUUACUGUUAUUUUUCCCACUGAUCUUCUGCAUCACCACUGCUUAUCACAAAAAAAAGAAGAGGAAGAGGAUCAUAGAGGCCUUAUCAAAAGCUUUGUACUCUACUCUGAGGUGUGGAAGAUUCAAUUCUCAUGGCACAUGGAACACAGAAAGAAGAGAAGAAUCAUCAUUCAGGCAGACAGAGGAGAUUUACGUCAACUGCAAUUUACGUCUCACAAAAACCUAA
This is a messenger RNA of Nipponia nippon (crested ibis), 999 nucleotides long. The record is from RefSeq and is a predicted model, not a curated record. Lineage: Eukaryota; Metazoa; Chordata; Aves; Pelecaniformes; Threskiornithidae.